Molecule: messenger RNA, 387 nt
Organism: Ichthyophthirius multifiliis
Lineage: Eukaryota; Ciliophora; Oligohymenophorea; Hymenostomatida
Exons: 1
Source: RefSeq, a predicted model, not a curated record
AUGACUAAAUAUAAUAUGACAAGAAACACAUUAUUAAUUUUAUUAAUGCAAAUAAUAACCUUAUUUACAUUGAAUGCAUAUUCCAUCUUAAUUACAUUAUUAACAUUAUUAAGGACAUUACAUUUCAUUUUAUCCAUCAGGUAAUAAAAUACAUAAUCCUGUAUUAACAUCUAAUUAAAAUUCAGGUAGACAUUCAAUGCAAACAUCUUCCAUACAAUUUACACAAUUACUAAAUUUAUUAGGACAAAGAAAACAUUAUUAACUUAAUUAAUGUAAAUAAUAACCUUCGUUACAUUAAUUGCAUCCAAUUUAAUUGCAUUAUUCACAAUUUUGAGGACAUUUUAUUUAAUUUUAUCCGUCAUCACCUUUAGGUACUACAGUACAUGA